AUAUGUGCUUUCAGCAUGACUCUGUUUGUGGUCAAAUACACACUGUUGUGUGCAUUGAUCGGCGGAACGUCGUGUGCCUGCAUGUUGAAGAAUCACACCUUGUGGAUUGAGCGGCAUGACUUUGCCCAGUGUGUGGCUAUCAACACAACCAUCUGCAGUGGCUACUGUUACACACAGGACACCAAUCUGAAGGGACGAUUUGGGAGGACCUUUCUGAUCCAGCGUAGCUGUGUGCCUCUCUCCCUCAUCUACCACACGGCCCCUUUUCCAGGUUGCUCUGAGGAUGUCACCCCGCAGCUGUAUUACCCUGCAGCCCGCCGUUGUACCUGUGGGCGCUGCGACACACGCUCACACCACUGCGUACGAACCAGACGCGUCUAUUAUGACCAGUGCCCCGUGACGCUUGGCAACAAGACCCAAGGAAAUGGAUCCUGUUGCUGAGGAAACGUGACAUGAAAUGCCCAAACAGGAUACAUGCUGUUGUAGUUUGUAUUGGCUUGUAUUUUUUUGUUAGGCAAGAUAUAGCAAUAAAACAGUGUUUAGUGUGCAUUAUACAGUAUUUGUUCCAUGAAUUGUAUGGCUUGAGAGGGCCACAGGGCAGCAUAAUGUGACCUGUAAGGACUUUCUGUAUGGAGUUUGAAUGUUCUCACUGUAUGUGCAUGGGAUUUUCUCCAGUCUAUAAACAUGCAGAGGUUUA
Messenger RNA from Solea senegalensis (Senegalese sole), 697 nucleotides. Its product is annotated as follitropin subunit beta-like. Gene Ontology annotation, molecular function: hormone activity. The annotation marks the transcript as partial. Gene Ontology annotation, biological process: G protein-coupled receptor signaling pathway. The record is from RefSeq and is a predicted model, not a curated record. NCBI's taxonomy places the organism in Eukaryota, Metazoa, Chordata, Actinopteri, Pleuronectiformes, Soleidae. Gene Ontology annotation, cellular component: cytoplasm; extracellular region. The transcript is spliced from 2 exons.